GCUUUCUUUAUUUUUCACGAAAGUUUCACCACAAGCGUUACAAACAUAGCGACGGUGCUGCCACUCACUUAAAUGGCAACCGUGCUCGUGUCGCUCUCAUUUAUCAAUCGUUAGUGGCGCCAAAUUUGUACGUGGCAAAAUUUCAAUUAAUACAUAAUGUCAUUCAAAGAUAAUUAAUUCUUGAGAAAAGAGAAAAUUAAUAUUGAUGUUGAUGAUAAAAAAACUACAUAACCUCAAUAACUUCUAAAGGAUGAAGAGGAAUAUCCUCAAGUAAAAAGUAUUUAUCAAUUAAAACAUCAAUAAAUAAAAAAUGGGAGAUGAUGAGGAUGGUAAAGAAUAUCGGUGGGAAACUGGAUAUGAAAAGACAUGGGAAGCUAUUAAAGAAGACGAUGAAGGAUUUUUACAAGCCAGUGUAGCCGAUAUCGUUCAAAGGGCAAAACGAAAACGGCAAGCCCUAAAACAUGGAAGUCAAAAGUUGGGGAUGAUGAGACAUUUAUUCUUGCUUUUAGAUUGUUCUGAAGCGAUGGCCAGUCAAGAUCUCAAACCAACCAGACUUAUAUGUACCUUAAAGCUUCUAGAAAUAUUCUUAGAAGAAUUUUUCGACCAGAAUCCUAUAAGUCAACUCGGAAUUAUACUUAUGCAGAAUAAACGAGCAGAGAGGAUCAGCGAACUAGCAGGGAAUUGUAGGAAACAUAUAAAAAUGCUCAGCAAUUUAAACAGAACCAGCUUGCAGGGUGAACCGUCUCUUCAAAAUGGUUUGGAGAUGGCUUUAUCUUCAUUGAAGCUACUACCGUCUCAUGCUAGUAGGGAGAUCUUGGUUGUAAUGGGUAGCUUAACUACUUGUGAUCCUGGAGAUAUUACCAAAAGUAUUGAAAAUUUGAAGCAAGAAGGUGUUAGGUGUUCAGUGAUAGGUUUGGCAGCUGAAGUACAUGUGUGUAGACAACUGGCGAAUCAAACCAAUGGAAUUUACAACGUAAUUCUUGACGACAAUCACUUUAAAGAUUUGCUGCUCCAGCAGGUAGAUCCCCCUCCUGCUGCGUUGUGCCUUGAGUCAAGCUUGAUCAAAAUGGGAUUCCCUCAUCAACUGAAUAACGAAGGGACUGAUGAACCUCUAACUAUGUGCAUGUGUCAUGUCGACAGUGUUGAAGAUGGUAGUAAACUAACAACAGGAGGUUACUAUUGUCCACAGUGCUUCAGCAAAUACUGUGAACUUCCCGUUGAGUGUAGAGCCUGUGGAUUGACGUUAGUAUCAGCUCCACAUCUAGCAAGAUCCUAUCACCAUCUUUUUCCAGCUGCCAAUUACAUAGAAGUAGAUUUCGCCAACCAGGCAACAAUUUGUGCUGCUUGUCAGAGGUCGUUUGGAGAAACGGACAGGCAGGUGUACAGCUGCCCAAAUUGUAAACGUAUAUUUUGCAUAGAUUGUGAUAUAUUUGUCCAUGAAACUUUACAUACUUGUCCAGGAUGUGCCACAAACCCUCUAAAGUUUCAGAUAGCCCUUACGAAUUAAUUUUUCCAUUACGAAAACACUUACAUAAAUCAGAGAAUCAGAGAAUUUAGUAAAACAUUUUUGAUGUUUAGAUUUGUUUAUGGUUAGUAGUGACACUUAGCACUUUCAGAAGAGCUCAUGUGGUCAGUAAAAUAUGAUUAAUUUUGUAGCAUUAAACAAAUGUGAAAAUACAAUCAAUAUAAAUUGUAUUCAAUUGUAUCAAAUUAAUUGUAUAUCAAUUAUAAAUUAUUAUAUAAUAUAUUUUAAUUUCUAGAAUUUUUUUGCCAGUAUGAAAUUAAUUGGAUUAUUAAUUAUUGUUUGAUUUUUUUAAUUUAUUUUUAAUAAAUUGCUUAAAUGCG
Diabrotica virgifera virgifera (western corn rootworm) is the source of this 1845-nucleotide messenger RNA. It is a transcript of the gene Ssl1, whose product is annotated as general transcription factor IIH subunit 2. NCBI's taxonomy places the organism in Eukaryota, Metazoa, Arthropoda, Insecta, Coleoptera, Chrysomelidae. Gene Ontology annotation, molecular function: zinc ion binding. Gene Ontology annotation, biological process: regulation of transcription by RNA polymerase II; DNA-templated transcription; nucleotide-excision repair. The transcript is spliced from 7 exons. Gene Ontology annotation, cellular component: transcription factor TFIIH holo complex; transcription factor TFIIH core complex. The record is from RefSeq and is a predicted model, not a curated record. The coding region runs from base 311 to 1507 and encodes 398 amino acids.